AUGAUUGAGGAGGGCAGCAAGAGCAGCAAGGCCACAGUGGAGAAGAGGCAGCUCUUUAUGGAGAUGAGAGCACAAAACUUUGAUGUAAUCCGGCUGUCAACGUAUAGGACGGCGUGCAAGCUACGAUUUGUUCAGAAAAGAUGCAAUCUUCACCUGGUGGACGUGUGGAACAUGAUUGAGGCGUUCCGUGACAACGGGCUCAGUACGCUGGACCACAAUGCUGAGAUCAACGUGUCACGACUUGAGACCAUCCUCUCCUCCAUCUUCUACCAGCUGAACAAGCGCCUGCCCACCACUCACCAGAUUAACGUGGAGCAGUCUAUUGGCCUGCUGCUCAACUUUAUGGUGGCCACCUAUGACAGUGAGGGUCAUGGGAAACUCACAGUUUUUUCUGUGAAGUCAAUGCUGGCGACCAUGUGUGGUGGGAAGAUAGUUGACAAAUUACGAUACAUUUUCUCUCAGAUAUCGGACUCCAGUGGGACGAUGGUGUUCGCUAAGUUUGACCAGUUUCUGAGGGAGGUGCUGAAGCUCCCCACGGCUGUGUUUGAGGGCCCUUCGUUCGGCUACACGGAGCACUCAGUGAGGACGUGUUUCCCUCAGCAGAAGAAGAUAUUGCUGAACACCUUCCUGGAUGUGAUGAUGGCAGACCCACCCCCACAGUGCCUCGUUUGGCUACCUCUCAUGCACCGACUGGCCAACGUAGAGAACGUCUUCCAUCCGGUGGAGUGCUCGUACUGCCGGAGUGAGAGCAUGAUGGGUUUUCGCUACCGGUGCCAGCAGUGCCACGGCUACCAGCUUUGCCAGAAUUGCUUCUGGCGUGGCCAUGCCAGCGGUCCCCAUAGCAACCAGCAUCAGAUGAAGGAGCACUCCUCAUGGAAGUCCCCAGCCAAGAAACUGAGCCAUGCCAUCAGCAAGUCUCUGGGUUGCGUGCCCAUAGGAGAGCCUCCCCACCCUGUGUUCCCCGAGGCAGCUGAGAGACCGCAGGACCUGGCACACCCUGCUCAGCUGAAGCCAGUGUCCAACAACAUGAACGAUACCAUUCUCAUGUCCUCCGGGGCACCCACAUCCACCAAAAGCAGUACUCUGGAGAGUCCCAGUCGGCUGGAUGAAGAGCAUCGUCUCAUUGCUCGCUACGCUGCCCGUCUGGCAGCCGAAGCAAGUAAUUCUACACAAUGCCCUCCCACUGACCUGAGCUUCAACUUUGAUGCCAACAAGCAGCAGAGGCAGCUCAUCGCCGAACUGGAGAACAAAAAUAGGGAGAUCCUUCAGGAGAUCCAGCGGCUGCGUUUGGAGCAUGAGCAGGCCUCACAGCCAACACCAGAGAAAGCUCAACAGAACCCCACACUCCUCGCAGAGCUACGCUUGCUCCGGCACAGAAAGGAUGAGCUGGAGAAGCGCAUGUCGGCGCUGCAGGAGAGCAGGCGGGAGCUGAUGGUGCAGUUGGAGGGUCUCAUGAGGCUGUUGAAGGAUGAAGAGCAGAAGGCCGCUCAGACAGGGGGCUCGCCCCACUCCUCGCCCAGCCACAGCGCCAGCUGCACCAUGCCCAUGCCCAUCCGCUCCACCUCCGCCGGCUCCACUCCCACACACACACCGCAGGACUGCCUGGCUGGGGUCGGGGACGACGUGCUGGAUGCCUUCUCUCAGGGUGUACCUAGAAAUCUCCGUAAUGAUCUUUUGGUGGCUGCAGACUCAAUCACGAAUACCAUGUCGUCACUGGUAAAAGAGCUCCACUCAGUGGAUGACGGUCUGGAGGAUGAGGAAGUGAACAUGCGGAACGGAAGGGACAAAGUGUCAGCGCAGAGGCAUUAUGGGAACAGGCACUCCACCCCCUCAUUCUAGACGUCUGGAUGUGACUGGCGAGAACCAGCAGCGACCCUAUUCCUGGCAUUAGCACGUAGAGUAAUGCAUGCUCUUCCCAACCGGGUUUCACUAUGUGAAACGAACACUUCAUCACAUUUUGCAGAGAGCAAGCUGUAUCUACUAAGGAGAAUAUAAAUAUAUAUAAAUAUAUAUAGCGCUAUAUAUGUCUUAUCUGUAUAAACCUGUUGUAAUUAUGUAACAAUCUCAUUCAUGACUGCAAAGGAAUGGCUUGUUUGUGCUUCGUCACGCCAAACUUUAUUGAUUACCAGUCUCAAAAACGAAUCACACUGUGCGUAGUCAGUGUUAGCACUGGAAACGUCCGAGCAAUCUCAGCUGCAGCUCCUGUAGGUGUCCUCCUCUUGCUCCUCCAGAUGAAGAUUUUGUAUAAUUAGUGAUAAUUCUUGUGUUAUUUGAGUUUUUUUUUGCAUGAAUUUAAAAACAGAGGAGCCUUGUCUUUAACCUUGCAUGAGGCAUUUAUUUUGACUGAGGUGAGGAAGUCUUCAUCCGGUCAUGUUCUUCAGAACUGCUGCUACUACACUCAACCCAUGAUAAUGCGCCAGAUCAGGGCUUUCCUAUAGAGCCUAUAGGUGUUUGUCAGGGAUCUCUAUGAUGAUGCUAAGUUUAGCCAGUUGUUGCUACGUGUAUGUGGUCUAAUUCCACUGUUAUUUUGUACACCUGUUAACAGCCUUCCAGUUAGGCCAUGUUGCAUUCCAGCCACAUGGCGUUCCAAACAAUGGUUCAUUAAACAAAUACACAGACUAUUUAAAGGAUAAUUCUGCUGAUUUCCAAAAGUUCUGCGUAAUUCAGUUGUUGAGAUGUAAACAAGGGCACACUGAUCAAAAAUUAU
Molecule: messenger RNA, 2707 nt
Organism: Colossoma macropomum (tambaqui)
Lineage: Eukaryota; Metazoa; Chordata; Actinopteri; Characiformes; Serrasalmidae
Gene: dtnbb
Product: dystrobrevin, beta b
Exons: 18
Coding region: 1-1839 (612 amino acids)
Biological process (GO): synaptic signaling
Cellular component (GO): synapse; plasma membrane
Molecular function (GO): zinc ion binding
Source: RefSeq, a predicted model, not a curated record